AAAAAGCCUCGCAGAAGAUGCCGAGCUCAUGCGGUGGAGCCAGCAAGGGAGCAAGACCCCCGGGCCAUCGCUGCCAGCCGGCCUGCGCCGUCCCUCCUGCACCCCGGAGAGCCUGGCAGGCCGGAGUGCCCCGCCGCCUCGCCACCCCACGCCCCACCGAGCCGCCCGCCCCGCGCUCCCACCCGUGAAAACGUGCCGGAGAUGCUGGAGGAGACACCUGCUCCUCGCCCGGCUCAGGACGGUCCCUGCUUCGCCACCAGGCCGAUGCUGCCCACGCGGCUCGUGCCAAGUGGGCACCACUUGCUGCCGGCGCCUGCGGGAAUUUCAGGAAUAAAUAUCGACGAACAGUCGGUGCAAAAGUCUUUGGUGCCGCUGUGAGCAGUAAUCACCAGCGGCAGUGGAGCUGCCUAAAAAGUGCCGGUGACGCAGCCCACUGGGGCAGAAAGCGGCUGCUUGCCGGCUCUGGUUGUACCGCUGCCUUGACCCAAGCCCCAGUGACCAUGACAGCACCGAUGGCGUUGGGAGCGGAGGCUCUUUGCAGCUCCCCGGGGUGAAUAAAAAUGAUCAGCCCUUGGCUUGAUUUGUCAUCCUUUAGGAGGAAAAAAAUACAUAUAUGUAUAUGAGACCGGCAAUGAAGCAGCGGUGCUGCUAGGCUGAGCCCUGGGGAGUGCGCUGGCCGGCUGGGCGAGGAGAGCCCCUUCCGACGGCCCUCCGGCCCCCUCCGCAGAGGGGCCGGUGAGUGGGAUGGAGCACGAGACGGCGAUUUUGAAGCCGGCUUAACGGCCCCGUCGGACCCGCUCGGCGCGUCAUGCUGCAGCCGCUCGUGGGAGCGCGGAGACGUCGCCUGGAAAGCCGCUCGGAGGAGACCGCCCGGCGCUGGCGGUGCUGACGGGGCAGUGCGGCCGCGGGGUGAGGCGCUGCCAUGGCGGCGGCAGAAAUCCAGAUGGAGAGCGCCGGCGAGGCGGAGGCACCCGGGCGCCCUGGCACCGAGCCGCGGGCGCGAAAGCCCUCAGCGCUGUGCUUCGGGAAGCGGCCGGCGUCCCGCAAGCGGGCGGCGGAGGCCAAGGCCGCGGGCGAAGGGGACCCUGCUGCCCGCUGCGAUGCCGACCCGGGGGAGGCGGCAGCCGCCGGCCGGUCCCGAUCACCUCGGGGCGCCUGGGUGGCUCUCAAGAGCCUGGCGCGGCCCCGGCGACGGCAGGAGGGCUGCUCCCGGCGGAGGCAGGCGCCGUCGGCCGCCGGAGCGACGAGCGUGGAGGAGGCUGGGGCGCGGGGCCCGGCGAGGCGGCGGGGCAGCUCGGGGUGCGCCAUGCCCUGCCUGCGGCGCCCCGGGGCCCGCAGGAGGCCCAGCGCCUCGGAGGCGGAGGAGGAGUCGGAGGGCAGCGCUAAAGCCGGCGACGUGGCCGGCGCCACGAGCGCGGAGCCGGGAGAGCCGGUGCGGACGGGCGAAGCCGAACCCCCUGACCAGGCCCCCGCGGGGAAGAGCGACCAGGACGUGGCUGCGGGAAGCGCCGGUGCCGCUGCGCAGAGCGAGACGUCAGCAGAGCCCAGCCCCGGCGGACACCUGGAGCCCGUCCCUCCACCAGGAAUAACCCAGCCAGCGGCAACCAGCGGGGCCGCCCCAGGAAAACAGCCUGGCGGGAGCCCGCACCGGUCCGUGGACAACGAAGACAAGGGGGAAGACGCUUCCGGAGGCGCCGCCAUCGCCGCGCAGCAGCCCAAUGGCGCCGUGGUGGAGCAGGAAAUGGCGGCCGCCGGCGAGGAGCUGCCGGAGGGGGCUGAGGCAGGAGGCGGCACGGGCGCCGCGGCGGAGAGCCAAGACGACGACGACGCGGCGAGGCCAGAGCCGCCGGGGCCGCGGGUGGCCGGCGCCGGCAUCGUCAUCACCGUCACCCCCGAGUCGGACGAUGACGCCAACUCCGACGCGGCCUGUGAGGCCUCCCCGGGCCGGCUGCCCCGCGGGCGCGCGGGGGCCAAGGACGGCGAUGGCGGCGGCGGUGAGGCGGAGGACGACGGGCCGGGCGGCUGGGCGGCCGAGCAGCACGAGCUGCUGCUGGUGGAAACGGCGUCCUCGCUGGUGAAGGCGGCCAUCCAGGCGUCCGUGGAGCAGCUGCUCAACGAGAUGGCGCUGGAGCAGCACCAGCACAACAGCUUUCUGUGACGGCGGGGGCGUCCCCGUCCCGAAACCGCAGGCCGGGCAGCUUUGCCUCCGUCCCCGUCAGCCUGCCCGUUUCCAGCCCGGCCGAACCAAGCAGAGCCGCACCGCGUUGCUGGCUGGUGGCCUGGAGGAAAGGGGCCUUUUAAAGAUUUGGGUUACGUGUGCGUGGUGGCAAUUUGCCUACAGCUGCAGGGCCGUCAGCCUGCGCCGCGGAGCAAAGUCCCUGCCCAUUGCUCAGCUGAUGCAGAAACAGCCGCCGCUCUUUGGCAGUCGCUCAGUGACCCUCGUGGGCGCACCGAGAGGUUUCUUUUUUUUUUUUUUUUUCGUUCCAGCGUAGCAUCUGGAUUCGGGUCAACACCCAGGGGCUGCAAAUGCUCCUCGGACCUGGCAUGCCGCUGCGUUUCAAGCAUCGAUGAGGAGCUCCCUGGUGCUGGGAGGCCGCUGAGCAGCCAGCACCGCAGCUCGCGCCCGUGCAAGGAAAACCCGAAACAAAUCUGAGGGUGUUUUUAAAAAAAUGCUCUUCCCCCCCCCCCCAUGAGUUUGUUUAAUAAGCUAUCAAGUGUUGAUAAUUCAGUGUAUUUGCAAUAUUGAUGGCUUUGUGCUUCAUGCUGGCCUGUUCGGACCACAGCUCACCGCGCGCGGACUCAAAACCUGCCGCGCGUAGACUGAAACAGGUAUCACCAAGGUGACUCAGUUUGCUCUGUUUUUUUUCCUCCACGGCUUCACACCGGCCGACGGCUUUGCAAGCGCCGGGGUUCGUCCCUGCAGGCCAGCGCUCGCGGCCGGGGUGGCAGCAGGCCAGCGCGUCCUGCUGCGGCUCUUCGAGGUUUUUUUUUUUUUUUUUAAAUGUCUUUCGCCUAAUUUCUCAAGGCCCUUCAUGAGCAUGCAGAAAAUAUAGAAGAACAUUACUACUGUUUUCAAUAGUAUUAAUGCUAUUUGCUCUUUCAGGUUUACAGAAGAAAUAUAGAUGAUAGCGGCCGUUAAUGGCUUAAUUACGACUCUGCACUCCUUCGUUUUGGGUAGAGAGUUAAACGCUAAUAAAAACGUUCAGCAGAACUUCAGUCUUUUGGAGAAAGACCAGUUAAAUCUGCUAUCGCGUAGGAAACAGGGGAGCGUGUGCUUGCUUGUGCAAAAGCGCUGGAGGAUGUGAAGUGUGGAUUAUUUUUGAGGACCAUUUUCCCCACCAGCGGUUGAAAGCAGCUGGGCUGAGGCCCAACCUCGGAGCCUCGCAGCCGUCUGUCCCGGCCGGGGCUUUGGCCCAGGCGUUCCCGGUGCUCCGCUCGGCAGGGACGACUUGGCUUCACUUUCCAACGCGUCACCCAUGUGUGCUUUGUUGGGGCAUUUGGAAUAUUUUCAUUUUCUACAGCUUUUUUUUUCUUUUUCCUAUCAGCAGCAAGAAAAGAGUGUUUGAAUAGUGUAACUCCCGCCCAGGAAGGUUACAGCGGGAUCAGACAGCUUCUCCCUCAAGUUAGCACCAAGCCCAGCAGAAACCAACUGCGUUUGUGCUGUGAAAAUUGCUGGUAGACAGCGGUGGUUCGGACAAAUAUUGCGUUUUUCCUUCCUGUGACACCAGAAGUGCAUUAAAACGCGGGGGCUGUUUAGAGCCCCGGGGGUCGCUGCGGCCCCGGGACCUUGCGGGACCUCUCCCCCAGCAGCUGCGAGUCAAGGCGAAGGUGUUUGCAUGCAAGACGCUGUCCCUGCGUGAGCCCUCACGUGCAGGUUUCCUCCGGGGUAACCCCAAAUAAUCAAACGCUCCAAGAGAACAGGCUGAUCUAAAUAGUUUCCCUUGAUGUUUUUUCACCCGUGUAGUUUUGUUUCCCAAAGAAAUGGUUCUUGUUAGCGCUCGUCGGGUGGUAUUAAAAUAAUUAGCUAUUUUAACUUGCAACCAGAUAAAAUCCUUACAUUAAAUGUGGUUUUUUUUUCAGAAGCUAA
This is a messenger RNA of Dromaius novaehollandiae (emu), 4087 nucleotides long. It is a transcript of the gene AKAP5, whose product is annotated as A-kinase anchoring protein 5. Gene Ontology annotation, biological process: positive regulation of adenylate cyclase activity. The coding region runs from base 923 to 2158 and encodes 411 amino acids. Gene Ontology annotation, cellular component: excitatory synapse; plasma membrane; dendrite membrane. Gene Ontology annotation, molecular function: beta-2 adrenergic receptor binding; GABA receptor binding; adenylate cyclase binding. Lineage: Eukaryota; Metazoa; Chordata; Aves; Casuariiformes; Dromaiidae. The transcript is spliced from 2 exons. The record is from RefSeq and is a predicted model, not a curated record.